Rotaria sp. Silwood1 is the source of this 1113-nucleotide messenger RNA. The record is from the annotation of a GenBank genome assembly. Lineage: Eukaryota; Metazoa; Rotifera; Eurotatoria; Philodinida; Philodinidae.
AUGAUUUUUCUUUGUACAUAUAAGGCCAAUUUGGUGCAAUUUCGUCUCAUUCGUAUUGUUUUGGGUAAUGAAGCUUGUGAUCUUGAUUCAGCUAUAAGUGCAUGUGUCUAUGCAUAUUUUCUUCAUAGUACAUGUCAAUCACAAGAUGAAAUUCUUCAUAUACCUAUAUUAAAUACACAACCAUCAAUAUUUCGUUUGCGUACUGAAAUACAUUGGUUUUUAAAAGAAAAUCAAUCGAAUAUGAUUUUUAUUGAUGAUAUUAAUUUAAAUGAUUUAUACGAUAGAAAUAAACUUGAAAUAAUUCUUGUUGAUCAUCAUUGUUUAUAUUCAAAAUUCAAUAAAAUCGUAACACAAAUAAUUGAUCAUCAUCCUCGAAAAGAAAAUUCAAUUGUAUUAAAAGAUCCAUCAAAAAUUAAAAUUGAACUUGUUGGUUCAUGUUGUACAUUAAUAGCUGAAGAAAUCCUCACAUCUAAUACAAAUUUUCAAAUGACUGAUGAAAUCGCUUAUUUGUUAACUGGACCUAUUCUAUUCGACACACUCAAUUUUUCACCAAGCGCUGGUAAGGCAACAGAAAAAGAUAAGCAAAUAUACGAACAACUUUUAACUUACCGAACUUACAUUGUUGACGAUUCAAAAUUAUAUAAAGAUUUGAGACAGAAAGCUGCUGCUACAACAGGAAUGUCUAUUCAAGAUUCAUUACAAAAAGAUGUUAAGCAGGUCAUUGGACCUAAUAUUCGUCUUGCUAUUUCUAGUCUACCAUCAGGAUAUACAGUUGAAAAACUUAUCGGACAAUUAAAAACAAUGAAAGAUAUAGAUGAAUUUUUAUCUAAUAAUGAUAAUGCGGAUGGUGUAAUUAUGCUUUCACUUGAAACAAAUAAUGACGAAAUAACACGUCAAUUAGGUUUUUAUGUUAAAAAAUAUGAACAUAUGCCUCCAAUAAAUGAAUAUAUACAACGUGACGAACAUAAUCUUAAUUUACGUGAACGUGGUAUACCAAUAAAUCAAGCACGUAUUAAAUUAUUUGAACAAAGAAAUGUUCAAGCAUCUCGCAAACAAAUUUUACCAUUAAUUGAACAAUUUGCAAAAGAUUUUGUACCACACAAUUCAUCCUAA